AUGCAGCGUCUACACUCGGAAUUGCCAGACAAUCCUCUCGGCGGGAUUGCGCAUGCUGCAGGAGUCAUCGACUUCGUUGAGCUUAAGGCUCAAAGCAUGGAGCGCAUGAGCAAGGUCUUCAAGCCGAAGGUGUCGGGUGCAUGGCACCUGCACGAAGCGAGCAAGGACCUCGACCUAGACUCCUUCGUGGGCUUCUCCUCGGUCUCUGCACUCAUCGGGCUUUCGCGCGGCACGAGCUACUCAGCUUCGAACGCCUACUUGGACGGCUUGGGGCUUUGGAGGCACAAGGCUUCUUUGCCCUUCUCCAGCGUCCAGUGGGGCCCCGUGGCGGAGGUCGGCAUGGCCAGCAAGGAUCAUUCCGGGCAAGCCGACUCGGCAUUGCGGCAGCUGCCGCCCGGCCACGUCCAGGCGGCUUUCAGGUUGGCCGUGGUGGGAAACGGCAACCGCGGAUGGCCUUUGCCCUCGCUGUGUUUUGCACAGGUGGAGUGGGGCCGUUUCCUGCGUGAGCUCGGGGCGGAGAUUCCCAUCCUCGAGGAGUUUGCCGGCGAAGAGGAAACCGCCAUCGCGACCGGCACGGCCACCGCCGCCCUCCCGGCGGCUUUCCGUAGCCUAGGCCCCGAUCAGCUCGAGGCGAAGCUGGGUCAGGUCGUCCAAGGAAUCGCUCUGGGAAUCUUGGGCGUUGACGAGCUCACCGCAGAUGCUCCGCUCAUGGAGGCCGGCCUGGAUUCCUUGUCGUCAGUGGACUUCCGGAACUCCGUGGCGAAGGAGCUGCCGGGCCUGAAGCUUCCGAGCACGCUGAUGUUCGACCACCCCACGACGAAAGCCAUCGCUGCUUUCGCCACAGAGCAGCUCGCGGCGGCAGCUGCGGCACCAGCACCCUCCCCAGUCACGGCGCCGGCGCCGAUGGAGUUGGAGAUCUCCUUCCCAGGAGACUUCGAUUCCCUGAGUUUGGAGGAGAAAGAGGAGUUCAAGGCCCAGGCGCUCAAGGAGAUUCUCGAGAGGACCGGCUUGCGGCCGGAAGAUUUGGAAGAUUUGUGCUUGGAGCCCGGGUCCAUCAUCGUCAAGGCCAAGUUCAGGGAGACCUCGGAUCUCCCCGCAAACCGGGCCCAGGCUGUGGUGGCGGAGAUGACCGAACGGCCCAUGUCUGUGGAGCUGGAGGGUCACGAAACCUUCUUGUCCCAAAGUGCCUCGAGCUCUUCUGCGGCUCCUGCGCCGGCAAAGAAGGGCGCGACCGCCGCCCGCCUUCCGCGGUCGCUCCCGGCACCAGGACCGGCCGCAGCCAGGUCGCCGGUUGCUGUGAACUCUGCAGCCUACCGUUUCCCCUUGGAGGGCACCGCACCGGACGAAAUGUGGGAUGUGCUGACAAAGAAGACAGAUGGCGUGACUGAGAUCCCACUGGAGAGAUGGGACGUGGAUGCCUAUUACGACGAGGAUGCAGAGGUACCGGGCAUGAUGACGGUGCGACAUGGGGCCUUUGUCAAAGGAGCCGACCUCUUCGAUGCCUCCUUCUUUGGCCUCAGCCCUGCAGAGUCCAAAGUCAUGGACCCUCAGCAGCGGCUUCUGCUGGAAGUCAUCUACCAGUCUUUCCACGUGGCUGGCAUGCCCCUCAGCUCCCUUACAGGCAUGGAUGCCGGCAUUACGGUGGGCCAGUGCAACAACGAUUGGGGUCACAUGGGCUUCAGCGGCUCCACCGAAGCGUCGGAGAAGAUCGGACCCUACACCGGCUUGGCCGUUUCCACUUCCAUCUCCUCCAAUCGUGUGUCCUACUUGCUCGGCUUGAAGGGGCCCAGUGCCACCAUCGACACCGCCUGCUCCUCCUCUUUGGUCGCCGUGGACGUCAUCGUCUCGAACCUUCGGCGUGGCAGAUCCACAGUCGGAGCCGCAUCGGGAGUGAAUCUCUGCCUCAUUCCAGGUCCUUUCAUUGCCUGCAGCAAGGCCCACAUGCUGUCAGAGGACGGACGUUGCAAGACCUUUGAUGCAUCAGCUAAUGGCUACGUUCGUGGAGAGGGCUGUGGAUCAGCCACACUCUCACUGCUGGACGGUGGAAUUGACUUGAAGCCAGUUGUGGUGCUGAAGGGCUCAGCGGUAAAUCAAGAUGGCCGCAGCAGUAGCCAGACCGCCCCACACGGACCUUCGCAGCAGGCGGUGAUCAUGACUGCUCUGUCAGAGGCGGAAUUGGAGCCGCAAUCCGUUUCCUGUAUGGAAACGCACGGGACGGGCACUGCCCUUGGAGAUCCCAUCGAGGUCGGAGCCUUGGGGAACACUCUUGGUGAGGGCCGCUCAGCCGACGUGCCACUGGCCCUCUGUGCAGUAAAGACGAACCUGGGCCACCUGGAAGGAGCUGCAGGCAUGGCAGGCCUCUUGAAGGUGAUGUGCAUGUUACCUCGCCAACGAGCUCCGCCCAACCUGCAUUUCCAGAAGCUGAACCCCCACUGCGAUUUGGAAGAUUUCCCAACCAACAUCCCGGUGGAGGGGCUGCUGGAGCUUGCCUCGGUUGCAGACCAUGUGUCGUCUGGCCUUUCCUCUUUUGGAUUUGGAGGCACCAACACACAUGUGGUCUUGGAAGACGCCCGUGACAUGGUGCCCGUGACCUCGGUGGAGGUGGCACCGGUCUUCAAGCGCCAGUCCUUCGCCUGGCAAGCGCGGCGGCACGCCCUGCUGUCGCGGACGCUUCGAACGGCCGAGGGCACCCAGGUCUUUGCCCAGCCCUUUGCAGGAAAGCUGCUGCAGCUUGUGAGCCACCACAUCAUCUUCGGAGAGAUCGUGGUGCCUGGGGCAACCUAUCUGGAAAUGGUCCUGGCGGCAGGCGAGUUCCACCUGAACUGCAAGGACAAGCAAUGGAACAUCCGCAAGGUCGGCUUCACAGCUCCUCUAGUGCUUAAGCAAGGGGAGGAGCAAGGAAAACUGGCACGCGACGUGGACUUGUAUCUCGAGCUCUUCCCCGAUCAGCACUGGUCAAUGAGUAGCUACGACCCGAAGGAGCGGAAGAAGCUGGCGACCCAUGCAGAGGGAGAUUUGGACUUGAGCUUCGUCCAGCCAGAGUAUCCAUCCGUGAAUCUGGAGGAGGUGCGCCAGCGCUGUGAUGAGGAGGUGACCAUCGAACGCCUGUAUGUUCCCUUCUCAAAGAUUGGCCUGCCGCUGCAGCCUCGAUUCAGGACGGUACGGCACAUCCUUCGCGGAGAGAAAGAGGUGCUUGCACGAAUUGCUGCCGAAGACGACGGCACAAACAGCGGUUACCUGUUCAAUCCUGCAGUCAUCGACGGGACCUUCCAGGGCAGCAUGGCUCUUAUGCUCGAGCGCCACAGCACGAAGAUCGAUGGUCUCAACUCCCUGCGCAUCCCGCUGAUGGUUCAGACAGUUACGCACUACGCACAAGGAUCGCAGACAGACAUUUUCGUUCAUCAUGAGCUCGUGGAGAUCACAGACCGGGAGAACUGUGUCAACUCCAAGCUGUGCAAGCAGGACGGAACGGCCAUGCUCGGCUUCGAGACCUUGAGGUUCCGAGAGGUUCGACCUGAGCACAUCGCAAAGAUGCUGCAACAAGCAACAGAUGAUGUGGAGGAAGAUAUCUUGGAAGUGGACUGGGUGCCAAUGGAGGGGGCCCUUGGAAAAGCCAAAGACUCGACCGGCAAGGGCAUCUUAUUCGUCGGUGCAGCACCCAGGUCAGUGCACGACACGAGCAUGGUAAAGAAGUGCGACGAAGUGGAACUAGGUGCCCCGCCGGCCCUGCGCCAGGCUCUGCAGAAGCUCCUCGAGGCCAGCAGCUUCACGGACACUGCGGGGGACCUCGCCUUCAAGGAAGGAACCAAAGCGGUCGUGCACCUCGGCGCGUUGCAGGACGCGGCAGAGCUUGCCGUGCUGCAGGAAGCGGUAGUCUUGGCGCAGGCAGCAAUUGCGGUGAUCGCAAAAGGUGAGGAUGCCCCACAGAUUGCCUACAUGACUUACGGAACGCAGGACGUGGCUACAAGCAGCGGGGCCGGCAGCUACCUUCAUGCAGGUCUGUGGGGCCUGGCCCGCACGGUGCGUAUGGAAGAGCGAUCGAUCAAGCUUCGCUGCUUCGACUUGGACUCGAGGCACGAGGACCCGGAAUCCGCUGCCAAGGCGAUUGUGGAGCAGCUGGGCAGCUUGACCGGCGUCGGAACUGGCGGCGGUGAGACCGAAUUGGCUUUGAGAGAGGGCGGCACCCAGGUGUCCCGGCUCUCCCGCAGCCAGGUGCAGGUCCAGAAGCCCAUGCGCUUGCAGAUGUCCUCGCGAGGGAGUCUGUCGAACCUUCGGCCCGUUCCCCAGGCCUCGCGACCACAGCCAGGCCCGGAGCAGGUCGAGGUGAGGAUCCGCGCAGUGGGCCUGAACUUCCGAGAUGUCCUGAACGUCAUGGGCAUGUACCCGGGAGACCCUGGCAAUCCAGGAGGAGACUGUGCCGGCACCGUGUGUUCCGUUGGGGGCGGCGAGAAGGAGGCAGCCGGCCUCCGACCGGGGCACGACGUCUUCGGCAUUGCAUGGGGCUGCUUGCAGACCUACGCAUGCACAGAAGCUUUGCUCUUGGCCCCCAAGCCGAAGAAAUGGUCCUUCGAGCAGAUGGCUGCCUGGUCUGUGACCUUCGCCACCACCGAGGAGGCCUUUCAGGAGCUGGCGCCGGUCCAGAAGGGCGAGCGCGUCCUGAUCCACGCGGCCACCGGCGGCGUGGGGUUGGUGGCCGUGCAGUUCGCCCAGCGCGUGGGUGCCACCAUCUUCGCCACCGCUGGAAGCCCGAACAAGGUGCAGCACCUGCGGGACAUGGGGGUCAAGUACAUCACUAGCAGUCGGGAUGUUAAGAAGUUUGAAGAGGAUAUGAAGGCCUUCCUCAAGGAGGACGGUGCCGACGGUGUAGAUGUGGUGCUCAACUCACUGAGUCACGACGACUACAUCCCCAAGUCUCUGAGCUUUCUCUCGAAGGGAGGGCGCUUCAUGGAGAUUGGCAAGAGGCUCAUCUGGAGCCAUGACCAGAUGAGGCGCGAACGUCCCGAUGUGCAGUAUGAGAAGAUCGCCAUGGAUUGGGUCAUGGAGUUCCAGCCGGAGCGCUACAACGUUCUGAUGCGGCGGCUCGUGUCCCAAAUUGAGCAAGGAUGGUGGAAGGAGGUGCCGCUGACACUUUACGAGGGCUUGGCCUCCGGUAUCGAGGCAAUGCGCUACCUGCAGCGAGCUCAGCAGAUCGGAAAGGUUGUGCUGACGCAGCCUUCCAGAAUGGAGUGCUCUGAGGAAGGAUCUUACGUGCUCUCUGGUGGUGUUGGUGCACUUGGCCUUGUGACAACCAAGAUGAUGGCUGAGGAAGGUGCGAAGUCCGUGGUGCUACUUUCGCGACGAGGCGUGGUAGGCGACGACCUGAAAUCGAUGUGGGACAAGCUGCAGGACUUUGACAUCGAGCUUCUCGUCAAGCCCUGCGACAUUGCCAGCUUGACCGAUGUACAAGAAUUGGUGACAAAUCUCAAGAGCAGCUCAAGCUACACCGUAAAGGGUUUGAUCCACUUGGCUGCCGUUCUGGACGAUGCCACGCUGCCAAAGCUCACACGGAAGCACCUGGAAAAGGCCUACGGAGCGAAGGUCUUCGGUGCCCGGCAUCUCCACCUCUGCCUGCAGUCCCAAAAGCAAGCCCUUGACUUCGCCGUCCUGUUCUCCUCCACCUCGGCUCUCUUGGGCUCCCCUGGCCAGGGCAACUACUCUGCGGCCAACGCGGCCCUGGAUGCUCAAGCGCGUUACUGGAAGGCCCUGGGCGAGAAAGUGGUCUCCGUGCAGUGGGGGCCAUGGCGAGAGGUUGGCAUGGCGGCCCAGAAAGGAACGGUGCAACGGCUGAAGGCCCAAGGCCUGGGUAGCAUUGGCAACGUGGUUGGCAUGGCAGCCCUUUCUGGGUCUCUGCGCGCAUCCGGCAGCAUCAUCGCAGCUUGCCCGGUGCAUUGGGGACAGUACCUGAAGCAGUUUGGCAAGGCUACGCCAGCUUUCUACUCCCGCUGCUCUGGUUGCAACAAGUUUCUGCCAAGGAUUGAGUGGCUGCGACCAUGUGUGCUGGCUGAAUCGUUUCUGACCUUACGUCCUGUUGAAAGUAUCAGCUGUCGAGCUACGAUUCUGGUGUGUUGUGAUUGCUGCGAUUUUGGCCGAUACUGCGACUACUUCGUCUUCGACGACGACGACUACUACUACUUCUACUAUUUCCGCGAUUACUGUUCUUUCUACCUAGCCUGCAGCAUCGGCUUGCUGUUUGCCGUUCCUUCUACCUGGCAGCCUAAACUUUGUUGUUUCUGUUUAUUGUACUUUCUGCCCAAAUCCUAA
Molecule: messenger RNA, 6300 nt
Organism: Symbiodinium necroappetens
Lineage: Eukaryota; Dinophyceae; Suessiales; Symbiodiniaceae
Source: the annotation of a GenBank genome assembly